GUCAAUAGUACGACGUUUCCCGUCUGAAGUGGUUUUCUUUUACUGUUUUUAGGAAUAGGUGUAGAAUUAAGCUUGCCUUUCUUUGUUUACGUCCCUAGUGUUUAAUAAUUCGUGUUGAGUUGAUUGGUUUUAUUGUUCUUAAUGGUUUCGGGUGACGAUUCCAAUGGUGGUCGAUUAUCCCGAAAGACUGCAAGAUCCCCAAACCGCAAGUGCAAAAAGACAGAUGCGGACCUAGCAAAGGGUUCUUCGUUGCGAAACAAUGCGCAACCCUCUGUGCACAAAAGGAAUCUUUAUGUUGUUUCUUUCCCAAUAAUAAUCCUGUUUAACGUACUGAGGUCUAUUCUUUAUCAGUUAUUCAUAAUUUUCAAAUAUUUGUAUUCGGCGUCGCACCGUUUGCUACACAAGCCUCGUAAGAUCGGGGAGUGUAAUUUGGAAGUAGUGGUGAAGGACGGUGUGGUGUCCACAGAGGUGGUACACGCAGAGGAGAUGGCUCACAUACACAAUGUGGGGCCGGGAGAUCCGCUUCUGGCGAAGCAGAAGCAUCAUCAUCGGAAGGCUUUUGAGUACAUAUCAAAAGCCCUCAAGAUUGAUGAAGAGAAUGAGGGUCAGAAGGAGCUAGCAAUAGAGUUAUACAAGAAAGGAAUUUACGAACUGGAGCGAGGCAUCGCCGUGGACUGCUGGGGGGGUCGCGGGGACGCGUGGCAGCGCGCGCAGCGGCUGCACGACAAGAUGAAGACCAACCUUGGAAUGGCUAAGGACCGGUUACACUUCCUUGCGAACCUAGUGGCCCUCAGUAAAUUGGGGGUUGAGAGCGAUUCAGAACGACACGACAAAAGGCCCACGGAGUCUCCACUAAAGGGGCGGAGGCCCCUAGAAAAGUCGAAGACUACGUUACUAGCGCAUACAGAAAAUAACAGUGGUCAAACGAAGCCAUCGAACGAAGUGGCCGGCCGCAAGCUGACUACAGCCGGACGCCGCGUGCCCAGCGGCGGCGGCCCGCUCAUGAAGUCCCAAACGCUGCCACGCUCCAUGGGCCGCUCGGCGUCGCAGCCCAGCAGCUCAAACGGCAACUACAGCCGGUACCCGACGAAGCCGGCGUCCACACCGCCGGCUGUCAAGCGGCAGCUUUCUAACGCGUAUCAGGUCCCCACGAACGGGUCGCCUAUCCGUCGGGCCGUCGGCGGGGGGUCACAGCGGGGCACCCCCACGAGGAGCAGGACCCCCCAGCCGGCGCUGAGCGUGAGGGGGGUGGACCCUAAGCUGGUGCAGCUAAUUCUGGACGAGAUCGUGGAGGGAGGACCGAAGGUGCACUGGGAGGAUAUUGCUGGCCAGGAGACCGCAAAACAAGCGCUACAAGAGAUGGUGGUGUUGCCAUCCUUGAGGCCGGAGUUGUUCACGGGACUGAGGUCUCCGGCGAGAGGGUUACUGUUGUUCGGUCCUCCAGGCAACGGGAAAACGUUGCUGGCGCGGUGUGUGGCUGCGGAAUGUUCAGCCACGUUCUUCUCCAUAUCGGCGGCCACACUCACGAGUAAAUACGUUGGAGAGGGCGAGAAAAUGGUGCGCGCGUUGUUCCAAGUGGCCAGGGAGCUGCAGCCGUCAAUAAUAUUCGUGGACGAAGUGGACUCCCUCCUGUGCGAACGUUCGUCGAGCGAACACGAAGCGUCGCGGCGACUCAAAACAGAAUUCCUGGUGGAGUUCGAUGGUUUGCCGGCGGCAGGGGCGGACAGGCUUAUUGUCAUGGCGGCUACCAACAGACCACAGGAGUUAGAUGAAGCAGCCCUAAGACGAUUUCCAAAACGGGUAUACGUGUCACUCCCAGACAUCCGAACGCGGACGUGUCUACUGAAACGGGUGCUCGCGCGCGGCGCAGCCGCUGCAGCGCUGAGCGAGGACGAGCUGCAGCGGCUGGCGGCGCUCACUGACGGCUACUCCGGCAGCGACCUCACCGCGCUGGCGCGCGACGCGGCGCUCGGCCCCAUCAGAGAACUGGAUCCCGAGGAGGUGAAAUGCCUGGACCUGUCCCUGGUCCGGAGCAUCACGUUCCAGGACUUCAUGGACUCCCUCAAGCGGAUCCGGCCGUCCGUGUCCCCCCACAGUCUGCUGGCCUACGAGAAAUGGUCCGUGCAGUACGGGGACCUUGGACUAUGAAGGGGUGAAAAAGGAUACAAGCUGGUAUUAAUUUGAACGUACGCGAAAGGGUGAGUCAUUAUAAUAAGAUUAUUUGCACGGACGAUUUGUCAGACGAAGACAGAAGAAAAUGAAAGGAGACCCACAAAGUUUGAUAAUGCUCAAAUUUUACGAUCAUCCAUACACUUCAUUUCCAAUAUUAUGACAUAUGUUCGAUUUCUUUUAACAAGCAUUUUACUAUUUUGUCAUUUAAAAAAAAUCAUUGACGUACAAUAUUUUGAAAUGAGUGUACGCACACAUGUUUUUAUGCAAACAAGACCUAAAAUAUUUAGAAUAAAAUAUUAAAUAUUCUGUUAUUUUUUAAUAUAAUCAUUAAUGAAAAUAUUUAUGAUGAAAACAAAAUGAAGUGUCGAAGAUCCUAUUAUUAUUUUAUAUAGGUACCUACCAAUUAUAAUCCAAAGAGAAGAGAUAGAAAUCAAACAAUUAAAAAAAUAUAUUUUCUAAAAAUUACUUUUUUAAAAUAAGACGAGUCGAUCCCAAAAGAAUUAGUACAACGCGAUUCAAUUUAGAAGUAGCUUUCGAUGUUACUAGAUAAUGAGAACUACGCUUACGUGUACCUAUUCUUCUUUAUUGAGUCGGGUUAUACUGGCCCUCUACUGACCCGUCCAAGGCACGUCAGAUCCAUGUCAGAGAUCUCUUAGGUACAUAAUGACCUUUAUGUGCGUGGAAAUAAGGUUGAAUGUUGGAUAGUUGUGUAUUAUAUUGCUAAAAUGGCGUGAAUGAAAUCCGUGUAGGACAAAUGAUUUUGCUAUGUGCUUUUUAACCUCGACAACUAUUCAGGUGUACGAUAUACGAGACAUAUGUUAAAAAUAAAAUGUAUGAAUGGAACAUGUUGAAAUUUUGAUGAAAUCCAAUAAUGGAAUGAAAAAUAAAAAAGGAAAUUAAUCUCUUUCUUGUACCUGUAUGUUUCAAAGCUAGGUUGUAUUUAUUUAUAAUUUAAGCUAUAUAUAUAUAUAUAUAUGUAGGUAUAAAUGUAAUAAUAUACAUAUGUGUAUAAUAUCUAAUUUAUGUUUUUUUUUUUUUGUAUUCUUCAAAAAUAACAUUUUAAUAAGUUCAAACAGACAGCCAUAUAGAAAAUGGUGAUGAAAAAUAAAUUAUUAUAAUUUGUACAAGUUCUAUCGUAAAAUUUGUAUUAAAUCAGUAUGAUAGUAAUGUGUUGAUGUAGUUAGUCAGGUUAGUGUUAGUCAUACAUCGAUUUCAUGUGGACAUUGUUGAUUUUUAUGCAACAAAUUCCUACAAUAUGUUUCGUGUUAGGCUCGUAGUUUUUUUUUUUAAUUUGCCGCAAGAUACCCGUUUAUUUAUAGUAGUUAUGCAAAUAUUGUUGACAAUGUACUUAUUCUAAUUAUGUUGAUUAUUAAUUAUGUAUUUCUUUCGAAUGAAUUCCGUUUUAGAGAUUCGUUGAUGUAUUCCUUUAGUAAGUAGAUAUGUUUAAUUAUUAUAUAUUGUAUUGAUAUUGUAAUGUGCUGCAAAUCUUAUGAGUAGUUAAAAUAUAAUUUGUAUGACAUUAAUGACGGGUAGAAACACUUCCUCGUAGCCAUAGACCAUUUAGAAAUGGUCUGUGCUCAUAGCCGAAGCAUAGCGUUUGCUCAAAAUACUAAUGGAUCUGGUUUCUUCGAGCAAAAUAGUAAUAAAAAUAAUAUAUUUUCGUAAUAGGUUGUUAUAAAAAUUGUCUAUCUCUUCGAUUUAAUGUUAUUGGAAAAUAUCAAUUUAUUGGACCACACAGUUACGUAGGAUCGAGAUAGUGUGCCAUUUAGAAGUGAUAUUAAAAACGCGGGGAAAAUGUGGGGCAAUCGAGAUUAGAUACUACUUAUACUGUGGUGUUUACAAAACUAUUUUAAUAAAACGUACGUAUACACUUCAUUAUUAUAACGUCUACUGCUCAUAUUAUUAGUGGUAGUCGUUUUCAUAUUUACGACUAAUUCUAAAAAUCACUUUUUUAUCUACUUGAUGCUGGCCAUCAAUUUAUUGUAAUGCGCUUUAUUAAAAUUUUAAGAAAGAAUAACUCUCGAUUGUUCUUGGAGACUGGACAGAAUUCAAAAUAUUAGAACGAUUCGGUGAAAAAACAUUUAGAUUUCUGGCCAGUCCUCACAGCUCGCUAGCCGUAAAAAAUGUAAGCCAAAUAACUUUAAUAUUGUCGAUACAUAGUUGUAAACAUAUUUCCUAAUUAAAGACAGCGAGUAGUGGUUAGUGCAGUACUAUAGUUGUUAUUUUGAGUAGAAUUGAAAAUAUAUAGAUACUGUUCCAAUAUUUUUACGCCUUACAUUUGGUCGCGAUAAGAUUUUCCGAUGCACCCUUUCAAUUUACAUAAAUAUUGUACAUAUAACUGUUUACUGCGCACAUUUGAUUAAAACUUUGUAAAAUAAAUCUUGCGGUUGUCAGAAGAUGAAAAAAGAAUAUAAGAAAUAUAGUAAUGUUACGAAGAUACUAUUUUACAAAGUUUAAAAAUAUAUAUUCUCAAAAUCUUAUUGCGAACAAAUGUUGUGUAGAUGUGCUAUAUAAAAAUAUGUAGUCUUACCAUUCCUAGUUAUAAAAUAGUCGGACAUAGAUAUUUAUUUGUGCUCUUUAGAUAGUAUAAUUUAUUUUAUUUCUACGUCGUCUGAAGCUUGCCAUACACUACCAGAUUUUAGUUAUAUAAUUUUAUAUUUUUAUUCUGCUUCGUCAAUAGUCUAGAUAAUUUAUUGUGGCGUAGAUUUUUUUGUUUUCAAUGUGUUCUCAAAAUACAAAUACGUGGAGUGUGUGGCUGGCGAACGAAGGAAAUAUUCUUUGUAUCGUUGGCGAAAGAAAUAUAUUUGUUGACUUUUCAUUUUCACUGAAUGUGAUUUAUUUUUAAAAUAUUCCGAAUAGGAUUGGCAAAUGUCAGAAAUUGGUGCUUUACGUUGCACAUAUAUUUUUUAUUCGAAAACGAAACAAAUAAUAUAUUUUCCUGUAUGCGUAGUGUGAGUUUUCGGUCCGUUUAGUUCGCUCAGCCGGAUGCAGUCACUUUUAUCACAUGCCACACUGUGAUUCGUUGGUUGUGACCGUCUAUACCCAGCCCAAUCGAGAAGCCUAACUGCGAAAAAGAUUAGUUGGUGCUCAAGUACAGGUCGUUUUUUAUAUUUAUAAAUCCUUCCUGCGCUGUAUAAUUUUUUUUUCAAAUUUCAAAUUAAAGUAUAGAAUAAACGCCCCUCGUCAAGAAAACAAUAUAUGGUAUUCUUAAAAAAUCGCCAACGCUUCGGUAUCGAUAUGUAUUUGCUAUAUAAAAAUAGUCCUUUUGAGGACCGUGUUUUUAUUACAACGUACUUCUAUCGAGAAUAAGAAGUAAGUUAUGUUCCGAAUUGAAAACUCGCACUGCGGCCUUUGAUUUUACAAUGGUGAUUAUCUCCGCGUACACAGACGACGUUGCAGUGUAUAGUAUACCCAGGUUUCAAUAGUUCCAUCGUGGAAUUGUAGAUGGCAUCAGUUACGAUGAGGAAAUCAACGUCGGUUCCAUUAUUUUUUAAAUGGAACUAGUGAUUAAAUAUCUAGUAGUUCCAUAAUGGAACUAGGCGGUACUAGUGACAUGGAACGCCAAUACCCAGUGUUGGGCAAGUGUGCAAAAAUGCUGAAGUUAGAGCCAAUGAUAGUUUUCAAAAUUUCGGUUGUGGUUAUUUUUGUAGCAAUUUAUUGUGACGUUUGGACAUUAAACUUUUUUUGUUGUAUGUUGAUUGUAUUGGAAAUACUUGAUGUUGAUAAAAUCGUAAUCUCAUUAGUUAGUUACGUUGCGAUUCUUAGUCGUGCUUUAGCGUUUUUUUAUUUAAAUCAUUAAUAAUAUUCAGUUCACAAUAUCGUAAAGUUAUAGUUUAUAAUGUAGAAAGUUAUUGAAAGGAGAUACAAGUGCGAAUUAUUACAUUCUUCAAAACAAAAAGCCAAGUAUGAACAACGGAGAAUUUGAACACUCUUCGUUAUUCCUUCGGUAUUCCAGAUAUAUAUCCACUAUAUAAAUAAAAGCUUUGCAUCGCUGUGAUAUGGAUAAUAAACCCAAUGCCUUAUUAAAUUUUCUCAAGGAUUAUGAUUUUAAAAAUAUUACUGUUGACUGCACGAGUCUUUUUCUAUUAAUCCUAUUUUAAUUGAUGCAAAACUUUGGCAUACAAUUCAUUACACUGAUAUAUUUUCAAUCUACACUAUUAUUAUAAAAAGGUAAGCAUUUGUGAGUUUGUAUGUUUGACGCGGGUGAUCUCCGAAACUGCCGAACUGAUUUCAAAAAUUAUUUCACCAUUGGAAAGGUACAUUAUCCAAGAUUGCUAUAGGCUAUAUUUUAUCUCAAAAUUCCCACGGAAGCGAAGCCCCGGGCAACGUCUAGUUAUAAAAUAUAAUUAAAGAAAUUAAUUUUAUUUCUCGGUGCUUCGUUACUUCUGCUGCACUUUAUUAUUAUUACAUUGUUCUAUCGCACAAGAGGACGACAUAUCACUAGCUUAUUUCUGAACCUAUUGAUUUUAAUACUAAUUAUGUUUGUUUUGUGGUGAAAUAUUUCGCUUUUUUUCUGUAAAAAAAUUGAUGGCGUGUCGGUGUAAACAUACUCGUAUAUUCAUAUCUUCUGAUGGAUUGUGAAAUAAUAUCGGUGUAAUCAAUAAAAAGAUGCAUUUCAAAAUGAGCUUUAUAUGUGAAAUAAUGCGACUGAUUGUUAGCUAUUGAUAAUCAAGUUCUUAUCCAAUUUUGAUGUGCGAAUUUAAUGGUUAGUUUAAAUAAAACUUCGGGUAUGAUUAAUGUUAAUUAAUAAUUUAUUGUGCUGAAUAAAGUACUAGAAUUCUGAGGCCGUCCGCUGAGUGACACUACGACUACACUGAGCAACUGAACAAACAUCUCUUAUUGGCAUUAUAGCGAUAAAAAGAGAUGGCAUUAAAUUCUUUUUGCAACCGUAGCGCGCAUUUAGCUUGUUCGCUCCCGUUUUAUUCACCCAUCUCUUGCGCACGUAAGGUGUGUGACUGAGACAUGUUGAAUAAGCGCGACGAUUACGUGUUACGCAGCGUACGACUUUAAAAUACUAUAUCAAAAUAACUUUAUAUGACUGAUGAGGAUAAUUAUUACAAUUUUCUUUAUUAACGAUAUAAAAAAAUAUGAUUAAAUUUUGUUUGCGUUUGCUAAUUGCUAUAGAUAUAUAUUUAUACUUUUCAGGAAAUGUACGUAAUUUUUACAAAUAGAAUAUAAUUUUAAUGUGGUAUCACAAGUCUUCCCUUUAAUGUUACAAAAUGUUUUAAGCCACACAUAAUUUUACAUAUAAUAUUAAAGUUUUAAAAAGCUUAACUUUCAAUCAAUUCAUCUUUGAUUUAUUUUCACAAAUUACGUACACCUCACUCAAAAGUAUAAAAAUAUAAUUCUAGAAUGGUUGUAAUUAAAGUUAGCUAUUUUAAUUUAAGCGCACGAAUUUACCAACUUGACUAAAAUGUAAGUUAAUACCGUUGAGCAUUCAAAAUAAUGUAUUUUUCAUAACUAUCAUGAACUAAGUGCACUCUUGCCUAAAAUGUCGUAAAAGUACACUACGCAUAUAUAUAUAUGUGAUACACGGUUUAUAAAUAAACAAUUAAUUUGUCAA
Plodia interpunctella (Indianmeal moth) is the source of this 7735-nucleotide messenger RNA. It is a transcript of the gene spas, whose product is annotated as spastin. Bases 142 to 2148 code for a protein of 668 amino acids. The transcript has 11 exons. Gene Ontology annotation, molecular function: ATP binding; microtubule severing ATPase activity; ATP hydrolysis activity. Gene Ontology annotation, cellular component: microtubule cytoskeleton. Lineage: Eukaryota; Metazoa; Arthropoda; Insecta; Lepidoptera; Pyralidae. The record is from RefSeq and is a predicted model, not a curated record.